AUCAGCAGCCGGGUGGAGACCACGAAGACCUUGGCCAAAGCCAUUGCUGCUGCUGAGCAGCCACCCCGUGCCUGGGUCCUCGUCACUGGCGUUAUUACCGCCCCAGCCCCACAGCUGAGUACACUGAGGACAGUCCAGGAGGGGAUUUUGAUUUCUUCUCACGCCUGGUGAGCUCGUGGGAGGCUGCAGCUCUCAUCCCUGGGAGCCCAACUCGUGGUGUUGUGGUGAGGUCAGGGAUAAAGAAUGGAAUCCGAGAACAUCACCACCACUGUGAGAGAAUUUGUCCUGUUGGGCCUGACACAGAGUCACAAGCUGCAGUAUUUUCUCUAUGUGAUCUUCCUUCUCAUCUAUGUACUAACCUGGCUACUGAACUGCACCAUCAUUGCCACUGUGGCUGUGGAUCAGCAGCUCCACACCCCCAUGUAUUUUCUCCUGGCCAACCUCGCUGUCCUUGACAUCAGCUAUUCCUCGGUCAAUACUCCCAAACUGCUGUCAGGCCUCCUCAUCCAGCACACCACCAUCUCCUUCAAUGAGUGUUUCCUCCAGAUGUUCUUCUUCCAUUUCAUUGCAUGUGCAAUGUCUUUUUUGCUCGUAGGGAUGACGGUGGAUCGGUACGUGGCCAUCUGUGAGCCCCUGCGCUACUUGUCCAUCAUGAACUGGAACACCUGCACAGGGCUGGUGGCAGGUGCAUGGUUUGGUGGCUUUCUUCAUUCUAUUAUACAAACUGGUUUGCUUCUGCAGCUGCCAUUCUGUGGCCCAAAUGUACUGGACAAUUUCUACUGUGAUAUCCCUCAAAUCAUCAAACUGGCCUGCACUGACACUCACAUGGCUGAGCUACAAAUGGUGUUUAAUAGUGGAGGGAUCCUCAUCACCCUUUUUGUAAUCUUAAUUAUUUCUUACAUUGUCAUCUUGCUUAAGAUAAGGACGUGCAUCUCAGAAGGGAAGCGAAAAGCUCUGUCUACCUGUGGAACACAGAUAAUUGUUCUGAGCUUAAUAUUCAUCCCCUGCAUCUUCACCUAUGCCCAGCCUUAUAAGAAAUACCCUAGGGACAAGGUGUUCUCCAUUGUUUACACUGUGGUCACUCCAAUGCUAAACCCCAUAAUCUACACACUGAGAAACACUGAGAUGAAAAAAGCCAUCAGGAGAACUGGGGAAAAUAUUUCUGUCUGCAGGAAUACAGAAACCACACCAGUAGAUCCAAAGACAUCAAAUCUGGUGUUUCCAUGAGAAAACUGUGUUCAUCAGGUAUUCCUGCUCCUUCAGUAAGUGAGCAGCUUUCUAGAUGUGAGAUGGUGACAGAAUUCACCUCACAUCAAUUUAGGAAGGUCAGUCACACAGAGUGUGCAGUGGGUAGAAUGUCUAGGACCUAAUAAAGUUGUCUGUAAUAAAUCACUUGCAAAGACAUCACCAUGACACACCCUGGCUGCUGGCCAUGCAAGGGGCCCUUCCCACACCCUGGUUCUCUCCUGUGGAAUCACAGCUGAGCCUUCCACUCCAGCCUGGCUCACUUCUCUUUAGCACUCCAGUGUAGUUUCAUCUCUAAGUUAGCCCUGAUGCCUUACUGAGCCUGGAAACAAAACAACACCCUUUGGAGAUAAUGUUACUAUAGGAGGGAAUAUAAAGGCUGGUCUUUAUUGGAGACCUCCAGUGGCAGACAUGGAAAAUGUCCACAAAACACCCACCCCCCCAACAGGGUGAAUACAGUUUUAUAAGUUUAGCAAAUUAGCAUAUUUGACAAAAAUAAUCAAUUAGGAGCACAAGAGGUGAUGCAAUUUCCCCCAGUUCAACCUUCUCUGAAUCCUCCCCUCUCAGAUGGAAAUUAAACUUUGUUUAUGAAAAUAUGUCUUGUGCUGGUCUCAGUCUUGAUUCCUAGGAGAACCAAGAUAGGGUAGGGGCCUUGGAAUGUUUUGUCUUUCUGCCUAUCAGGGGAGGGAAAACUAGCUAGAAUACAAUAAUAGGCUGCAGAGAUACAAAUAUAUGUGUAAAGGAUGUAGAUAAUAUAGAAAAGAAAAAAGGCAAAAAUCAAUUUGGCAUCAGCAGGUUGGCAUCUGCACAUUACUGCAUUAGUAACUUCACCAGCAAUGGCAAGAUAGAGAAAAAAGCAUUCUGAAGAUGCUUAAGAGGGGAGAAAAUUCUCAGACCUGUAAGGAUUAUUUAGGUUUAGAGCUGUUUAAUUCCCUUAGAGAGACAAGAGAGAAAUUAAAUCCCUCUUGACUGUAGAAACAAAAAACUCCCACAAAACAACUAAUAAACAACUGAUGGGAAGAGAAACUGUUAAGAGUAAGUGGAAAUCAGAGUAAUAAAAGGAGAAAAAGAGAAAAUAAAGUAAUAGAAGCAAACAAGAGAAAAAAAACCUACUUAUGCCACUUUUUUAUGCUUUGUCAAAGGUCAAAAUUUCAUUUCAAAUCUUUAAAUGAAAACAUUUUUCAACAUUCAUUAUUUUCUCCAUUCUUCCUUCCUUCCUUCCUUCCAUGGAGAGCUGAAGGGCUCAUUGUGCUGGCUGUGUGUAUAAAUUGAGUGAUAUUUAAUUUCUCAGCUGAUUUCUGUGAACCUUUACUCAUCAGCCUGCCCAAAUGUCAGCCCUGGCAGCAGAGGCUGUACCCAAACUGCCUCAGAUCUGAGCUGCUGCUCUCACUCCCUGCUGCAGGAGGGUGAACACCGUGUGCCAGACACUGGGCAAGGGUUUGUCUCUGCUUCCUUUAGAUAAAGGUUUCUUUGUCUCUUCAGUGUGCUGGUUGUUUCUGGCUCCAAGGUGAUAAUUAUAGAAUUGUGGCAUCAGCUGUGGUUCUGGAGUGUUAACUCAGGUGCCAAGGGGUCUCAGUUAAAGCUCUAAGGUGCAUGAAUUUAUUUGUAAUUAUUUGCUGUAUUUAUUAUUUCUUAUAACUUGUAUUAUUCCUCAACCAUGCGACCUCUAGAAGCCACCAUCUAGAAUUCUCCUGAUCACUUAUAAUAUUAAUUCAAUAAAUCAAUAAAUCAAUCCUUCCUUCCUUGAUAAAUGUAUAUUAAUAAACCCCUUGUAAUGCCAAUAAAAAUUUAAACUCAA
Molecule: messenger RNA, 3043 nt
Organism: Catharus ustulatus (Swainson's thrush)
Lineage: Eukaryota; Metazoa; Chordata; Aves; Passeriformes; Turdidae
Product: olfactory receptor 4D1-like
Biological process (GO): G protein-coupled receptor signaling pathway
Cellular component (GO): membrane
Molecular function (GO): G protein-coupled receptor activity; olfactory receptor activity
Source: RefSeq, a predicted model, not a curated record